ACAAUGAUGACGUUUACGUUUGACGACCCGACCGUCGUGCAUUCGUAUAUUUCUUAAACAUCCGUGAAUAUUUACACGUUGUAGGUGUAUUGUUGGCAUUAAAAUAUUAACAAUGGUUGUUGAGGAGCCAAGUCCAAAUAAUGUAGAGGCUGUGGAGAAAAGUGACAGCAGCACUCUGGUGCCAGAACCAGUGAAAAUCUUCACAGUUGAAAUCCUGCAUAUGAUCAAGGACGCCCAGCAACAACAUGGUCUCCGACACGGCGAUUAUCAACGAUAUCGUGGAUACUGCACACGCCGCAUUCGACGUCUACGCAAGGCUUUGAAGUAUCCCCAGGGCGACAAACGUCACUUUAAGCGUCGCGAUGUAACAUUAUCCCAACUGACAGGGAAAAAAGCAGACGAGCGGUUCAUACACAUACCGCUGAUAAGUGCGGAGCGUGCCUGGGCCUAUGCUAUGCAGCUGAAACAAGAGGCCAACACGGAGCCGCGAAAGCGCUUUCAUUUGGUAAACAAGCUGCGUCGCGCCUGCUUCUACGCUCUUCAGUUACAGGAGCUGUGCAAUACGGAAGCGUUCGAUGCGCGCACAAAACUUGAGUGCGAGGCAUAUGUGGCCUGGAUGCAUGGUACAUUGCACUUUGAGCUGCAGCUAUGGAAGUCGGCUGGUGAGCAUUUAAAGAGAGCCCAGGUGGUGUACGAGAACCUGGCGAAAGCGCUGCCUGACGACGAUCAGGAGCUGUAUCGUGCCAAGGUGAAUGAGUUUACUCCCAACUUGCGCUAUUGUGCGUAUAACAUUAGCGGUGGUGCCAGCGGCGGCAAGAUCGAUGAAAUCCUAGAGCUGCGAGCUCAGGGCGUGUUGGAGAACUUGGAUGUGCUGGUUAGCCAGACGAAAUCGGAGAGCAGCGAGGGACUCCAGACGAUCGAUUGGCGUAGCCGCAAGGUCACCGUCCGUCCCGAAAAGGUACGCCUAUUCUUGCUUAGCGCCCAGGAGCUGGACAAAGCACUGGCCAAGACAACGAAACAGGAUGCCAAGAUUGAGUUGAUUGAACGCAUAUUAAUGGAUUGCAAGGAUGCCAUACAGGCAGUGCGGGAUGAGAUUAAACAGGAUCCCAAGCUGCGGUCGCUGACCACAGGUCAAACUGUUUCGGGCGUGCAAUACUUGCUGGCAUAUUUGAGUUACAUACGCCACAGCCGUACUCUGCAGCGCAAUUUGUGCUUGGUUGAUCAGGCCAAGCUGAACUUCGAUGAUCCCAAUCAGCAGCAGGGGCAAGCUCAAACCGAAGGCAAACGCGUACGGCCACAGGAUUUGGCGCGUCUGUACGAGAUCAUCUUACAGAAUGUUACCGAAAUGCAGCAAAUCAGCGGCAUGGAGGAGGAUACUCAGUAUCAGAGCGAGGUGGCCAACCUAGCGCUCACUUUUAAGGCGUUCCGCUGCUAUUACAUUGCGCUCACUCUGAUCGAUAUGAAGAAGUGGAAGGAGGCAGUGGCGCUGUACGAGCGCGCGUCGAACUACGCCAACGAUGCGCUCAAGGGCAAAUCCUGCGCUGAAUUCGAUUUGCAAUCGGAGCUCAAGAAAAUUGUUGCCUCAAUCGAUGGUAGCAAGUUUUCGGCUCUUGCAUAUAGUGUGCUGGAAGAUGACAAUAGCGAGGAUGCGAGUGGAGUCUCCACCAAAUCGCAGAAGACAACGAAGCCGCUGUACGAACGUCUCUCGCAAUAUAAGGAGGAUCAAUCGCUGCAUACCCGGUCGCCUAAUGUGUUCAAGCUGACGCCCGACAUGGAGCCCAUACCCUGCAAGCCCCUGUUCUUCGAUCUGGCCAUGAACUACUUGGAACUACCAUCCCUGGAGGAUAAGCUCGAAUCGCCCGGAAAGAAGGGCGCCUCCAUCACGGGCUUUGUCAAGGGCUUCCUUGGCUGGGGCGGAGGUGGCAAUAAAUGAGACAUUGACUCGUUUGAAUAAUCAGAAGUCUAGGACCCCUGCUGAAAUUCCAUGUUUGCUUUUAUAGGAACGUGCAACAAGCUUGUGCGUUCAUCUGUUUUUUUCUUUUAGAUCAUGGCUUUUUUAUUAUAAUUACCAACGACCAGCCAACACAGAACACUUAUCAACAAAAUUCGUUUAAGCUACAAUAGUGAGGAAUCAUUGGUAAUAAAGGAAGCAACAAAUGCU
Drosophila navojoa is the source of this 2161-nucleotide messenger RNA. RefSeq names its product signal recognition particle 68 (gene Srp68). The record is from RefSeq and is a predicted model, not a curated record. Gene Ontology annotation, molecular function: signal recognition particle binding; endoplasmic reticulum signal sequence receptor activity; 7S RNA binding. Gene Ontology annotation, biological process: SRP-dependent cotranslational protein targeting to membrane. Gene Ontology annotation, cellular component: signal recognition particle, endoplasmic reticulum targeting. NCBI's taxonomy places the organism in Eukaryota, Metazoa, Arthropoda, Insecta, Diptera, Drosophilidae.